CGACAGCUUUGCGUUAGUUGUGAAACGUCGGUGAACUUGUAAACACUCGUUUCUUUCGGGGAGAAGUUUUUUUGGUGCACGUUUAGAUUGCAAACUAGUUGGAGCAUUCUUUGAUGUAUUUUCGCUAAUGAGUUUGUGUAAAUAAACGAUUUAUGUAAUUCGAAACGACACUUUCGACCAUUGGAUAGAUGGAAAUAGUGAACCUUUUUUGAAGUGUACUAGAUUUAAGGUGACGAAUGCAGUGGCCGUGGGUGUGUUCGAUCGUGUAAAACGCGAAUAUUCUGAUGGAAUAUUAAGGUUGAAUCACACAUAUCCCGAAAAUGUUGACGAUUUCAGUGCAGGUGAAGCGGAUGGCUGCUAGAAGAGCAGAUCUGGUAACUCUUUUUCGCUGAAUCGCAACCGCGACGCUGCUGGUGAAUUUCGGUGGUGUGGAAACGUCAGAAAAAACUAACAUUUUCACACGCAAACAGUUUUGUGUCAGCGCAUGGUGCGCAGCAGGUUCAAGUCACCAUUUACGCGAGGGUGCCUGUGAUUUUUUUUGUUUUCGGUUGCUGUCUGUGCCUACUACGCUUGUGCUUGUGGCUGCGUACGUAUGAGAGUUAGCCAAGUGCUACCCUGACGAGGUUGGCAAACCGGUGGUGUGUGAUUUGAGCAGAAAUAUCCAUGAAAGUGGAAGGAAGGUGAAAAACGAGAUAAUAUCGCCGCAGUUCAUUUGCGCUGCUGAGCGAGGUGCGCGAGCGAUUUCUAAUGAAUUAAUGAUGUGGCUAAAGCUGUCCCAUGGUGGAUCGAGUUUUGUACGGUUUUGACAGCUAAUAUUUAUUAGAAAGCUGUCAAGUGGUGUGUUUGGCUGCCCUGGUGAUCUCCAGGUCUGGCUGGUGUGGCUGUCUACGAACGAAGCCAGCUGAAAUAAAUAAUAAAUAUUUGUGUUUUCAAAGUGGUUGAUGCUCGUGAGCGCCAGUUGCUGCGAACAGUGGAAGGAAGACCCAGAUCAGAAGGAAGCCAGAGUGUAAUAACAAGUGAAUGGAAUGAAUUGGCAAAUAGAUGAUUUUGUGAUGCAAGUUUUUAAUCACAGUCAAGAAGUAAAAGAUUAACAAGGAACGAGUAAGAAGAAUCGACACUAAACUUAGGUGUACGAGUAGCGAAAGUUAAUUGUUAUUGGUACAGGUGUUACAUUAAUUAGAUUUCAUACUAUCGAUCGAUUUCGAGCCGAACACGUUGAAAACAAGGCGAAAAGGAGUGAAGAGGUUGCCAGUGUCAGUGGUGUACACCGGAGCCAAACAGCAGGAAAGGAAACAAGGCUUUGGAUUAAUUUUUCUUGUUUCUCAAAUUCGUUUUGUUAUUCUUUUCGACGACGGCUUAAAUGCUCCGUUUCGUGUGUAUUCGUUUUAUUUUUCCCUACGAGUGAGUGCAAGUUGUAUAGACAGUGAUUAAAAAUAUGUGUUUCCAUUGAAUUGGAGUCGCUAUUCGAAGACGACUAAAAAGGUUUAUUUUGGUUCAAUUUCGGUUCAAGUGAGGUGUUUUUACCCUCGGUUGUAGUUCUUUCGAGUUUGGUUUGAUGCUGCUGAAGCAUCGACAUCGAUAAGCAUUCCAUCGAGGCGGAACCGGAGCAAAGGAAAUAUUUUCGAUUUUUUGUGAUCCCUUCUGAGUGCGCUUCGGUUCUCCCGACUUUUUUUUCAUACCUUCGGUUGACGGUGGAGAAAAUUCGUAACGAUGGGCAGCCGAAACGUGGAGUGUCGUAAAUUUUCACCAAACAUCUUUAACAAGAGCAAAUGUACACACUGUUUUCGCCAGCGUGAGGAACACAGUGCGGCUGCACUGGAAUGCAAUCGGGCAACGAGGAAAGUGUCAAAACGUGGAUAUUUAUUCGUGGCACCCGACUGGGACUUCAGCAAUCCGCUCUACAGAACAAAGCGCUGGCAACGACGGUGGUUCGUCCUGUACGAUGAUGGGGAGCUCACAUAUUCCGUUGAUGAGCAUCCCGAAACGGUUCCACAAGCCAUAAUAGAUAUGACUAAAGUGCUGGAGGUAACCACCGCCGAAGAUGUCACCAGUCAUCCCCACUCGAUUGCCAUCACCGCACCGGAACGCAUUACAUUUGUGAAGGGCACCUGUCCCGAGGAGAGCAAAUGGUGGUUCAAUGUGCUAUCGGCCUUCCCCAAAUCAAAGGGUCGUCACAAAAGGAAUGCGACAUUCCCUGGCGGACAGGCAAGCACCAUUUUGCAAUCACAGCCUCCAUCAACUGUUCGGAACCGACACAAUUCGUACCACAAAGAUCUGCUGCCAUCAUCACCGGUCGGCAAUCUGGUCGAGGCACUGACGGCGCCCUGCUCCUGGAGUCCCGCAGCUACGAUUACCUCCGACGAGAACAAUCUGAAUGCAAAUAAUGAAAAUACCACAAGCGGCAGCAACAGUAGCUGCAACGUGAACACCAAAGCAUCCAAAUGCUAUCUGUUGGACGAUGUGCGACGGGAGGAGAAACUAAAGGAUAUUGCCAACACCAUCACGAAUGUUAACCGAUGGAGCUCACCGUGUAUUACAGAUAGUCUAUCGAUGAUAGCGACUGCGGACGACAAACCCACACGUGAUGAGAACACGGUACCGCAGUAUAGUCCCAAAAUGACCGGACAAAUCCGACCACAGUCAUUGUCGAUCCCGUCUACCGCACCGGCCAUUGUUUCUGCCAUUGUUAAGAAGAUUCCUACUGGAAUCACCGGCAUCAAGUCAGAGCUGUCAAAACCUACCAAUGCUAACCAUACAACCUCUAGUCUGAAGUUGCGAUCUAGUCAAACCCACGAGCGAGGUGAUCCCGAUGGAGAUUGUGGCCUCGAUGAUGCUCCCGCAAGCUAUCUGGCGAAAAAUUCCGAACUUCGCGUUAGCCUACCUUCCGAGGAACUGCUCAACUCUAAAAAAGGCUGGCUUAUGAAGCAGGAUACUCGCAACGGUGAAUGGAGUAAACAUUGGUUCUCACUCCGAGGUGCAGCUCUGUUCUUUUACCGUGAUCCCGUAGCUGAGGAGAAAGGAGUUCUAGAUGGUGUUCUCGAUGUCAACAGCAUUACCAGCAUAACGGAGGUGCCAGUCAACAAAAACUUCGGAUUUCAAUUGACGACAUGGGACAACCGAAGAAUCGUACUAUCCACAGUGACCAUAAGCAUCAGGAACAACUGGAUAAAUGUGCUCAAGAAUGCGGCUGGAUUACCACAGACCAAAGUUAUGCUAAACAAUAAUAGCCUAGGGCUGAAAAAUCAAAACGAUGAGAACUUUGACACGUUAACGGAAAAAACUCCGCUAGAGAUACAGAUCAUAGACAGUGGGUCCAUUUUGGAGAAAGUCUCCAAUCAUAGUAGUAGUACUCGAAUCGGCGUCGAAACGAAUCGAGGCGAAGACGUGGUGGACUGUAAACCUGCCCAAAAGAGUCAAGACGUGAUCAUACACCUUACUAAAUCGAACAGUACCAGUGAUGUUAUAAACAACAAUGUGCCUCAGAAGUCAUCCAGUACGACAGUGGUAGUUACGACUCCAGUAACUCCGGUAACGCCAAAAUCGAUGCUUUUUUCUUCCGACGAAGAAUACCGCACUGCGUCCGAAGGUGGUCGGAGGGACAGUGUCGGAGAUUGGGGCUCGCCUUUAUCUUCUUCACCGCCAGUGCCUCUUUCAGCGAUAGCUAGAACCAAAGAUAGAUUAAGAUCAUCCCACAAUCGGUUGCAUAAACGAAGCCGAUCAUCCCCACCCAGCUCACGACGUAGUACAAUCGAUAGUGUUCAGUCGGAAGAUCUCCCGUUAAUAAACGCAGUUCAGGAAGAAGUUUUCAUUGAUAAAGAAGUGCAGCUCCGGCUACAGGCUGCUGAGAAGGAACUUUCCAUUCUACGGGAGGAAACCCACGAACGGGAGGCUAGAAUGUCUGAGCUGCUGGCAACAUUGGAACGGACGGAGCACGAACUUACAAGAAAACGAGAGAGCGAGGAGAAUCGUGAAAAACUGAUGAUGCAAUUAGAUGAAAGUCGAAACAGUGCCCAAGAAAUUAUCGAUAGGAUAACGGUGGAGUUGGACAAAAGUCGGGAGAUGAUCAAAGAAUUAGAGGAUCGUCUUGCACGUGGUAUCGAGGAAAAUGAGUCGUUGUACAAGAAAAUUCGUGAUUUCGGGAUUUCCAGUCCAGCUUCCAGCAUUUGCAGCUUAAAUACAAAAAUGGGUAAGAUGAAACGAAUGGACUCGUUUAGCGAUCUGACUAGUUUAAACGAGGUAGACCCGAACAGUUUGGAUAAAGAUAUGCUAACGGACGAGUAUCACGAGCUUAGGGCACGGUUCGAGAAAGCUGUGAGCGAGUUAAAGGCUAUGAAACGAGAACUAAAAGAAUCGCACAAGAUGUUCGAUGAUCUUGAGAUAUCCUAUGUAAGGAUCAAGAAAGAAAUAGACCGGCAGCAAAAAGAGCAUGAAGCACAGUCGAGAAUGAUGGCAGACCGAAUUCAAGAUAUGACAAACAAGUAUACGAAUGCUGAAAAACAAGUUCGAAUGUUGAGGCAAAAGCUUGUUCGAAACGAAAAAAGGAGAUCGCUGUCUUUGAAAGGUAAGGAAUCACUCUCCAUUCAAAAAGAACUAGAAGAGAAAGUGACUGAGUUGGAAAACAAGAUUGAUGCAUUGGAGCAUGGAUCGAUGCUGGUUGAAGCGGCUGUAUCGCCACAGGAAUCAUCCGAGCUAAAGAACGUGAAACGAGCUUCUACACGACUUCGAAGAAAGAGCUUGGAUAGUGCUACGAUUUCUACCCAGCCGAUGCAGGUUUUGUUACGACUGAAUACUUUGGAAAAACGAGUCGAAACGAUUAAAGCGACUACCGGUGAAGUUCUAUCGGUUUCAAGCUCUAACGAAUGUGUCAACAGUACGGAAGCCGUCAUCAGUAGUACGAGUUGCACCAAAGAUGGCAAUAAUGCAGCUAGCUUCAUUCCUCCAAAGUUCUCCGAACAUCUAAUGGACCGCCUGAAAAGCCUAGAAGGUGUAGUAAUUUCAGUUCGUGAGCUAGUUAACCAAAGUAUGCAUCAGUUUCAAAACCUAAAAUCGUCUCGGUCGCGUAGAUCAGUUUCACCAAUUGCAGACAAGAAGGACUCAUUCAAAUUCGUCGAACGGUGUCUAUCGGAAGUGUCGAAACUACUACGUGACAGUUGCGACAAUUGUGUUAUACAGGACUUUGCGUUAAAUAAUAACAUUAUUCUGCUACCUGAAACGAACCCGAUCAAGCUAGCACUUACGCAGAUGGAGGGUCAGCUAAAAAACAAACUAAGUGAUCUGUUAAAGCAGCGUCGAAUGCUUCGAGAAACGAAUGGGUUAUGUCAAAGAAAGGACAUGGAAUUGUUAGCCGAACGAAUUGCGUACGAAAGUGUUUGUUUCGGCCGACUGAGAAAUGCACUGGAACGAGCGGAAAAUGUAAAAGAAUACGAAGAGAAACAAACCAAAGUAGAAGUGUCCGAAACGAUUCAACUAAUGGCAAUGCUGAAAGCGAAACUAGCCGGUAAGUGUGGAAUCAAAACGAACAGUAGUAUUGAUGUGUUGGCAAGUGUUUUAGCAAGGAAACUAGUGCUGUCAGCAGGAAGAACCAGCAGCACUAGACCAUUAAACUUCCCGCCACUGAGUCCUAAUCUGUUAGAUGAUCUGCUGCGACAGCAGAACGAGGUUCACAUGGUAGCAAAACGUUACAAAACGACUGUAAUGGAAAAUUUGGCGUAUGGUUUGGCUGCUGAAACACUUAGCUACAUUUCGUCAUCAAACGAAACAAUUCAGGGUGCUGUUCAGGAGGCUUGGCGACAGGCUCAAGAAGCAGUGAAUGCCGAACUAGUCCAGUCUGAAAUAGCCCACAUCAUGAUGCGAAGUGCUCAACGGUAUGAAAAUGCUAUAACACCCGCUUUUGGCUACGCGUUGUCAACAAACGAACGGAUAACUUUUGAAAAUUUUGCCGAUGCUGUUCAAGAUGUACUACGAAAAGAAAUGGAAAUGGCAGUGACACAGCUAACGGAGUGCUACGAAGAAAGUCUAGAAAAAAUGAAACGUGGCCAGUGGCGAUUGCAUCUGGAGCAAGAACGAAAGCCAAGCGAGGGACGACAACUGCUGGCAGAGUUUGCUGAUAUUAUCGCCCAUAAAGCUUUGAUCGAUGCUCGCGUCCAGGUUUUAAAGGGAGAUUACGUGCCUGCCAAAAUCAAACUGAUAAGUGAGGAUACCAAUAGUUUCAGUGUAGUAGGUCUUAAAAAGUAUGAAAAUUUGUACACUGAUCUGACUUCAGACUUGGAAAUAGCCAAUCCAGAUGACAUCCUAGCCGAAGCGGACUUUAAUUUCAUGUACAAAUACUUCGUACAUGAACAUUUGACCAAUAAAUCGGACAUCAAAGAGAUAUCGAACGCAUUAAAUGAACUGGAACGAUCGGUUGUGUCACUGCAUAAUACCGUGAUCCCAGAUAAUGUAUUGAUUUCUAGUACGAUUGAUGUCGAUAGCUUGCGAAGCAUACACUCACGAUGUUGCGAGAUUCAGAAACGUAUUGAUUCUCUGUUACUACAAGCAAAUAUGCUGCACGCUCAGUGUGAUGAAUGCGAUCGACUGCAAGAGACGCUUAUCCAAAUUACCGAUCGCCACGAGACUGACAUUGCCAGCUUAAAGCAACAGAACGAGGCGAAAGUUAAUCAACUCAAUAAAAAGAUCGUCGAACAGAAUCAGCUUCUGACGAAUAUCGAGAGCGAAAAGAGUGAAAUACAAAAGAGGCUCAACAAUGAGAAUAAUUUACUGAAGUUGCGCGAAAAUGAGUUGAGUGAGUUGAAUACAAAGCUUCGUGAUUACGAGACAAUGUGCCAUGAGAAAGAUAAAGAAAUUGAAGAAUUGCUGGAAAAUUACGAUGAGGAACGCAAAAAAUCCAAAGUACUUCGCGACAAGUACGAGGAGCUUUCCAACAAUUACCAAAGAAAUGUACAGGAAUACGCCGAGCUAGAGAAAGAGCGUGACUACGUGUUUGAGCAGAUUCAACGGGAGAAGGAUCUCGUGAAGAAACAUGAAAGGCAUCUGGAGAUGCUGGAGACAGAACACGCUCAGCAAGUAGACAAUCUGCACGCUGCCUACCGGGAACAGCAGAUGGCAAACGAAAUCGACUCGCAGAAAGAUAAAGACGACGAAGACAGCCUUCGAUCGAAGUAUCAAGCGGAAAUCGAGCAACUGAGAGCUCUUUGCGAAAAAGGACUAGCCGCGAUGGAAGCUUCCCACAAACGCAUCAUUCACGACUUGCAAGAAAAACACCAGCACGAAAUAGCACGAUUGAUUGUAGAAAAGGAACAGGCGCUGGCCGAAGAAACACAGGCAACUUUGGCAGCAUUGGAUGCAAUGAGGAAAGCUCACCAAAACGAAGUUCAGCGAGAAGUUGCUCGUUUCAAGCAGGAGUUUUUGAAGCAGUUCCAGAAGGGAGGCCAAUCUCCACUAACCUUUAAAGAAAAAGAGCAAGAGCUGGAAGAAGUACGCCAGGAAAUUCUGUCCCUGUCGGAAAAGUACUCGAUGAAAUGUGUAGAAACAGCAUCGCUAGAGGAAAAAUUGAGAAUCGCUUCCCAGCAACUGAAAUAUUCCCAACAGCACAUUCAGCAACUCGAUGUUAGAAACAAACAAUUGCGAGCGCACUUCGUUUUGGGCGAAUCCGGUGAAUCUUCUUCGCUCAGUAGUUACACAUCGAAAGGAAGUCAGCUGAAUGCGCAUGAAGAUGUGAGCAGUGUGCGAAACUUCCUGAGUAGCAGCAGUUCGACGACUCCGACAGUACAAGUAAGCCCGGUGGUAGGUACUGCAACAACGCCAAAUACCACCCUACUCGGCAGUACCGAUUCAACGUCAGUGACCAGCAGCAGUUCAUCUUCCUCAGGCCAUGGUGUUGAUAGUCACAACAAAGAGUACCAUAUUAUUAACAAUAAGAAUGAAUCACACCCCAGAUUGAAGUUUUGUGAAGGAGCCAAACUGAACGUUUCUACAGUCAUCCCUACCUCGACAUCGACCGGUAUAAUCGAUCCCGCCAGUCUGGCGAGCAGCAACAAUCGAGCCAAAGUUCUAAACUCCAAACAGCUAAACAGGAACCCUCUAGGUAACGAACUGACCAGCACCUCUUCACAGCCGUCCUCCAUCAGCAGCGUCCACGCAGCAAAUCCCAUCCUUAGCACCAAUAGUAGCAGCAUUAAAAGCAGGGACAAUAACAGCAGCACCAGAAGUAAUAAUAAUAAUGAUAGCGACAGCCUCAUCGAGCCUAAGCCAACAUUGAAGAUGUGUUCGCCCCCUCCCUUAGAUGAGAAGGACGUUGAACAAAUUCAUCGAUUCGAAUUGGAGAUCUAAAGCAAUACUAUAAACAAAAAUAAUAUAAUCAUAAUCAUCGUUAUUAUUAUUGUCAACACAUUGAACAUCGGUUACAUCAUUAGCUUCCUCGAGUGCCACGCGCCAAAAUUGCACUGCUUUUCCAGCUGCAACGCAACCCUCCAAGUAAAAAUGUUAAUGGCUUUUGUUGUAUUUUAGCACCUGUGACUUCCCCAUACCUCCCACCAGUUAAUUAUGCACACAACAAUCGUUCCAGCGCGGAAUGCUUUAGUUUACAUCUAUCUAAUUUAACAGAUCACUGUAAAUUGCUAGAUUUUAAAUUCUGAUCCUUUUGUUUCAUUUUACGUGUACAGUAGCUUACGAAAAUCUGUAUAAACAUAACUAACAUUUAGUAAAAUUCAUCAUAGCAUAAGCGUAGAAUUUAACAAAAUCCGAACCUAUCUUACAGCAAGUUGAAAAAACGAGUGUACGAGAAACCAUUUGCUAACUUUCACACCUACGUACUGGUAGACUUAGAUUACAUCUGGUGUUGUCUCUUCCCUAAUAGAGCAAAAUAUGAACCAUUCAGGCAUUUUGAAUAUUUCAAAAUUAGACACCUAAGGCAGCUAGAAGUUUUUGAACCUGUUAAAUGUUUUGGUUUAAUCCAAUCUAGUAUUUCUCCUACGAAACUACGUCUACGUACUAAACCUUCCUUUAGUUCUAAAAUCUACCAAUUCUACGCAGUCUUCCCCCUGCCAAAGUGGUUCUGUUUACUUUACGUUUCAUCAAUAAUGAAAAUGCAUGUUUUUGA
This is a messenger RNA of Topomyia yanbarensis, 9097 nucleotides long. RefSeq names its product protein outspread (gene osp). The coding region runs from base 1711 to 8328 and encodes 2205 amino acids. Gene Ontology annotation, molecular function: actin filament binding. Lineage: Eukaryota; Metazoa; Arthropoda; Insecta; Diptera; Culicidae. Gene Ontology annotation, cellular component: actin cytoskeleton. The record is from RefSeq and is a predicted model, not a curated record. Gene Ontology annotation, biological process: actin filament organization. The transcript is spliced from 14 exons.